GCUUAGACCAUCAUUGGGGUGGGUUAGACCAUCAUUGGGGUGGGUUAGACCAUCAUUGGGGUGGGUUAGACCAUCAUUGGGGUGGAAGCAUAUGGUGGAAGGGGUUGUAUUUUAGAAGUGUUCUUCCAAAGGAUCUUGAGACUUUCUCUGCAUGUGUAGAGUGAUGGCAGUUCCAGAUUGGUGUGUGUGUAGAGUGAUGGCAGUUCCAGAUUGGUGUGUGUGUAGAUGGUAGGUCCAGAUUGGUUUGUGUGUGUGUUUAUUUAUUUUUUAUUUUACCAGGCAAAUCAGUUAAGAACAAAAUCUUAUUUUCAAUGACUGCCUAGGAACAGUGGGUUAACUGCCUUGUUCAGGGGCAGAACGACAGAUUUGUACCUUGUCAGCUCGGGGAUUUGAUCUUGCAAUCUUUCGGUUACUAGUGCAACGCUCAAAACACUAGGCUACGCUGAAACCAAACUAUACUUUUGCAAAGUUGCAUGACGCAAGUAAUUUUUCAAACAAUUGUUUACAGUCAGAUUAUUUCACUUAAAAUUCACUGUAUCACAAUUCUAGUGGGUCAGAAGAUUUAAUGAUUUAAUGUUUCAACUAAUUAAUCUGGUUGUUAUGUUCUUAACUUUUUUUAUUCUAAACCAAUUAGAUAUUUUGUUGACAGUUAUGUUUAAGUUCCCACUAGUGGACAAGCUGCAAAAAACCUUUGGUGUUAAGGUUAGCCUCCACAUAAACACAUUUCUUUAGAUAUUUUUAGUUCCUCUCAGAUAAUUUUACAUAAAAUAUGAUCACUUAAGAGAUUAAUGUGCUGAUAUGUGCACAUGAUAGUAUAUUUCAUGAGCAUUCAUUACUAUUUCCUGCCAAUUUCAAAUCAAAUCAAAUUUUAUUUGUCACAUACACAUGGUUAGCAGAUGUUAAUGUGAGUGUAGCGAAAUGCUUGUGCUUCUAGUUCCAACAAUGCAGUAAUAACCAACGAGUAAUCUAACCUAACAAUUUCACAACAACUAUCUUAUAUACACAAGUGUAAAGGGAUGAGGAAUAUGUACAUAAAAAUAUAUUAAUGAGUGAUGGUACAGAAUGGCAUUUCACAUGACUGGGAAGGGGUGGAGCCAUGAGUGGGCCUGGGAGGGCAUAGGUCCACCUACUUGGGAGCCAGGCCCAUCCAUUGGGGAGACAGGUCCUGCCAAUCGGAAUGAGUUUUUCCCCACAAAAGGGAUUUAUUACAGACAGAAAUACUCAUCACUCAAGACAUUUCAGCUUUUCAUUCAGAAUUCAUUCAGGCUGUAUCACAACAAAAUGUGAAAAAAGUCAAAGGGCGUGAGUACUUUCUGAAGGCACUGUAUAUGGAAGUGUAUUAAAACCUGUUGCGACUCUAAGGGCAGUAUUUUCAUUUUUGGAAAAAAAACGUUCCCGUUUUAAACGGGAUAUUUUGUCAGGACAAGAUGCUAGAAUAUGCAUAUAAUUGACGGCUUUGGAUAGAAAACUGUAAAGAUAUUGUCUGUGAGUAUAACAGAACUGAUGUUGCAGGCGAAAGCCUGAGAAAAAUCCAAUCCGGAAGUGCCCCAUAUUUUGAAAGCGCUGCGUUCCAAUGAGUUCCUAUUGAGCUGUGAAUGUGCCAUCAACCAGCUUACGCUUUCUACGUAUUCCCCAAGGUGUCUACAGCAUUGUGACGUAGUUUUACGCAUUUAUGUUGAAGAAUAGCCGUAGGUGGCUACAUUGCGUAACUGGUCACCUGAUGACCCCAGGGUGACUCUUGCGUAAAAUACAGAGGUAGCCAUUACUCCAAUCGGUCCUACUGAAAAACUAAUUGUCCCGACGGAUAUAUUAUCGAAUAGAUAUUAGAAAAACACAUUGAGGAUUGAUUAUAAACAAUGUUUGCCAUGUUUCUGUCGAUAUUAUGGAGCUAAUUUGGAAUAUUUUUUUGCCGUUUUCGUGACUGCGAUCUUUUGGGAAAAACUUUGGCUAUCUACCUGGGAGUCUCAUGAGUGAAAACAUCCGAAGCUCAUCAAAGAUUUCCUUGGAAUGCACUUGGAUAAGGGCGUCACUCUGGAUAAGGGCGUCACUCUGGAUAAGGGCGUCACUCUGGAUAAGGGCGUCACUCUGGAUAAGGGCGUCACUCUGGAUAAGGGCGUCACUCUGGAUAAGGGCGCCACUCUGGAUAAGGGCGCCACUCUGGAUAAGGGCGCCACUCUGGAUAAGGGCGCCACUCUGGAUAAGGGCGCCACUCUGGAUAAGGGCGCCACUCUGGAUAAGGGCGUCACUCUGGAUAAGGGCGCCACUCUGGAUAAGAGCGUCUGCUAUAAAUGACCAACACGUUGAUGGAAAAACUAAUGAACAACAGGCCUCAAUCCAACC
This is a messenger RNA of Oncorhynchus nerka (sockeye salmon), 2340 nucleotides long. RefSeq lists its product as uncharacterized. The record is from RefSeq and is a predicted model, not a curated record. The transcript has 2 exons. Gene Ontology annotation, molecular function: transferase activity. Lineage: Eukaryota; Metazoa; Chordata; Actinopteri; Salmoniformes; Salmonidae. Bases 2008 to 2292 code for a protein of 94 amino acids.